Messenger RNA from Lycium ferocissimum, 1838 nucleotides. Its product is annotated as organic cation/carnitine transporter 4. Gene Ontology annotation, molecular function: transmembrane transporter activity. The transcript has 2 exons. The record is from RefSeq and is a predicted model, not a curated record. The coding region runs from base 77 to 1636 and encodes 519 amino acids. Gene Ontology annotation, cellular component: membrane. Gene Ontology annotation, biological process: transmembrane transport. Lineage: Eukaryota; Viridiplantae; Streptophyta; Magnoliopsida; Solanales; Solanaceae.
UCGUUAUUCAUCCCUAACCCAAACAAAAACCAAAAAAAAAAACAAAACAAAAAACACAAAAAAAAAAAAAAAAAAAAUGUCAGAUUCCUCAACACCAUCUAAUGGUGAUCUCCAUUCACCAUUAAUUUCAAAACCAAAAAAAGUAACAAUGGAUCAAAUGUUAGACAAGUAUUGUGGCGAAUUCGGGUGGUGGCAAUUUAGACAUUUUGUAUUAACAAGCUUAGCUUGGGCUUUAGAAGGGAUACACACCAUGGUUAUGAUUUUUGCUGACCGUGAACCGGGUUGGAAGUGUUCGACGAACCGGUGUGACUCGACGGUUAAAAGUGUGUGUGGACUUGAACCGGGUUCGUGGGAAUGGUUAGGUGGAAAUGCAAGUUCUACGGUUACGGAGUUUGGGUUAAUAUGUGGACAGAAAUAUAAGGUUGGACUUGUUCAAUCCUUGUUUUUCGCUGGCUGCAUGAUCGGUGCUGGAGUAUUUGGACAUCUCUCAGACUCCAAAUUGGGAAGAAAAGGCUCCCUCACAAUGGUUUGCAUUUUGAACGCCUUCUUUGGUUGUUUAACAGCAUUUUCUUCAGACUAUUGGACCUAUACCUUAUUCCGCGUACUCUCCGGUUUUAGCACGGGCGGGACCGGCCUUUGCGCUUUUGUUCUCGCUACUGAACCCGUUGGCCAGUCUUGGCGUGGCGUAGCCGGAAUGUCUACUUUCUAUUUUUUCUCUAUUGGAAUAGCCGUCGUACCUGCCAUUGCUUAUUUCUUCCAAACGUGGCGAUCUCUCUACAUUGCUUCUUCAAUCCCAUCCAUUAUGCUUGUUAUCUUCGUACUCCCUUUCCUUCACGAGUCACCUCGUUGGUGCCUCGUUAGAGGAAAAGCAGACGAAGCAAUGAAAAUCAUGCACAAAAUCGCCAAAUCCAAUGGAAAACACCUCCCCGAUGGUGUUGUUCUUGCCCUCGAUAGUGAAGUGAACGAUGAGAACGAUCCUAAUUCUCAAUCCGAGUCCAAAGAAGCCCAAAACGGAUCCAUAUUAGAUGUACUGAGGCUACCUUUAACGAGAUUUCGGUUGUUCUUAGCUGUGGCGAUAAACUUCUUUUGCUCUGUUGUGUACUACGGGUUAAGUCUGAAUGCUGUCAACCUCGGGACCAAUCUUUACCUCAGCGUCUCCCUCAACGCUAUCGCUGAAAUGCCUGCCUAUUUGUUAACCGCAUUAGUAUUGGACAGGCUCGGUAGAAAGCCGUUAGCAAUAUGGACAAUGUGGUUUAGCGGGAUUUUCUGCUUAGCCGGAAGCUUGAUGAAGGCUUACGAGACGUGGAAGGUGGUCCCAAUGGUGUGCGGAGUUUUAGGGAUAUUUGGCAUGGCGGGGACUUACAAUUUGUUGUUCGUGUAUUCGAUGGAGUUGUUUCCGACUGUGGUGAGGAAUGCUGCGUUGGGAUGUGCGACACAGGCAUCACAAAUGGGGGCGAUUUUGGCGCCCCUAGUGGUUGUUUUAGGGGGUGGGAUACCAUUUGCAGUGUUUGCAGUAUGUGGGAUUGCUGGAGGGUUACUGGUAAUGUACUUGCCUGAGACUUUAAAUAGGCCAUUAUAUGAUACAAUGGCUGGAAUGGAAGAAGCUGAAGCAGAGAAACCAGGCAUUCUAUCUUAAUUUGCCGGUUUUUGAACUUGUUUCGGAGAACUAUUUUUAGAUUGUACUUAUAUUAGGUAGUCACAAUAAGGCAAGCUCGAAUUGUGCUCUAUCGCAAGAGGCAGAACUACGUCAAAAGCUAGAAGUUGAUCUAUCCUAACUUGUAGCUUUUUGACUUAAAUGCACUUUGAGAUUUGAUCAAAUAAAUUACAAUUGUAGAGUA